AUGGAAGAGAGAGAAGUGACAAUAGAAAUGCAAGAGAGAGAAGAGAUAAUAAAGAUGAAAGAUUGCAAACUGUGCAAAAAUGAAGAAACGCUGGAGUACCAUUUGGGCAAGUUUCUUCAUGCGAGGGUUAAAGGGAGGAUUUUCAUGAAGGUGAUUAUCGAGCUCAUAUAUCAGUUAUUUCAAGAAGGGAAGGACUAUGUACAAAUACUACAUAUAUUGAACAAAGCUCCUAACAUAAAGGCCAUCAUAAGGGCCUUCUCCCCAAAUAGGGAGUUUAUUUCUCCGGUGAGGGUGAAGAGAUCUAAAGAGUUCGCCAUUAAUCACUUAAAACUGUUGAUGUGGGAACUUCGCCAUUACGUAAGUAUAACAAUUAAUUAUAUUAUAUGUAGUCAAUACGACAGAGCAAAUUCUCAUAGAGGUAUUCAUAAAUUCAACAGCAUCUUCAGUCACGCCCGUCACACCACAAUCAGUCACCACAACCACAACCCAAUCCAUAGAAGCAUCACCAGGAUCCCCAGUCACGCCCAGAACAUCAGGACCACACACGCCCCCCUCAGCAGGACCAAACACGCCCCCCUCAGCAGGACCACAGACGCCCUACACACCAGAACCAGCACCAUCAUCUUCAGAUCCCUGGUCGCUUUCAAUCUGGCUGACACUACACGUAUAAGAUACGAUGGUACGACGAAACCUUGUUACAAUUACAAGGUGUUGACGAUGCUGAAGGAGAAUUACGGCUUCAAGUGCCAUCGUGAAUUCCACCUAGGAGGCUCAGGUAACCAUAACACAUUCGUCAUCGCAUUGCACGAGUCGGCGAAAAUACCGGUCGGUAUAAAGCAAUAUUUCGUAAAGAAAGUGCUGCAAGCCGGACUGGACGCACUGGGCCCAGAGACGAAAACCCAAACGCACGGCAUACCCCAAGGUAUAUGCUGCGACGGAACACAGUCGUUGAAGGUAUUUGCUGAAGACGCGCCCACCGUUUGGCGACGAGUCGACGCCUUCGUCCGAGAUAAACGUACGUUGGCGAACGACAUCGUCGAAAGCGGUGAGGAAACGAUGCACCGGAAUUAUAAUCCAGAUUUUAAAUUUUACACGGUAUGUUUUAUGUAUUAUCGAUGUAAGAACGGCAUAUUGGCCGAACCGGAAAGCGUUACCGAUACUUUAAGAUCGAUGAUCUCAUCGAACGAUACGACAUCGAUACUACUGAUACAAUUGCAUUUUGGGACGGUGUUAUACCACCCGACCUUGCCUCUCUUCUUACAUUUCCCUACGGCCCUUCGGAAAUUAUCGAAAGCUAAAGAGAAAACAUUUUACAGAUGUCAUAACGGAUAUAUCACUUGCAAGACGCCUUUUAUCGGAGAUCGAUUCGAAAACAUCAGUUAUUUCCUAUUUAUAUUAUGUUAAUUUAAUUAUAAGAUGUAAAUAAAAAAAAAAUAUAUUUUCCAAUCCUACGAUCCGACAUACCACAUGAUCAGACCGCAAAGAAAAGCCAAUAUGACGAUAUAUACGAUAUUCGGGGAAUAUCGUGAUUGUGGUAAAUACGUAAAAGGAAAAAACGGAAUACAUGAAGAAUUUCGUAAAAUGCCAAGAACACAGACUGGCACAAAUUGCUGCCGGUCUGCAAUUACGCAUAGAAUUCGUAGCGAAUUUCGACUGGUUCGAAGACGCCAUGGACGCACUGACACCGCAAUCGUAUUUUUUGACGUCGGUAAAAGAUCGUUUUUGUGUCGUUCGCAACGACACAACACAACACAACGACGUGCUACAACUACAAAGUCUUGACGAUGCUAAACGACCGUUACGGCUUGAAGUAUCACAGGAAGUGAUACAAUUGCCAGUAAACCUCAUAGAAUUUGCUUGGGGGCUUUUGGAAAGCAUGUAUAAUCGAAGA
Messenger RNA from Harmonia axyridis, 1891 nucleotides. RefSeq lists its product as uncharacterized. Bases 1 to 1404 code for a protein of 467 amino acids. The record is from RefSeq and is a predicted model, not a curated record. The transcript is spliced from 4 exons. Lineage: Eukaryota; Metazoa; Arthropoda; Insecta; Coleoptera; Coccinellidae.